Aspergillus versicolor CBS 583.65 is the source of this 1719-nucleotide messenger RNA. RefSeq lists its product as uncharacterized. The transcript has 2 exons. NCBI's taxonomy places the organism in Eukaryota, Fungi, Ascomycota, Eurotiomycetes, Eurotiales, Aspergillaceae. Bases 1 to 1719 code for a protein of 572 amino acids. Gene Ontology annotation, molecular function: catalytic activity. The record is from RefSeq and is a predicted model, not a curated record. Gene Ontology annotation, biological process: nucleoside metabolic process.
AUGACUUUGCGAGAAGCUUUCACCGUGAACGACUAUACCGUCGCAAUAAUAUGCGCCCUUGACAAAGAACUGCGGGCAGUCCGCUACCUGCUAGACUCUGUCCACCCACAACUAGCAGUCUCAAGGCGGGACACCAACGAUUAUACACUGGGCACAAUAGGCGCACAUAACAUCGUUGCGACCUGCCUACCCGCGGCCGAAUACGGCACCAACGCUGCAGCUAGCGUAGCAACUCAGCUGUACAUCAGUUUCCCUGCGGUGGAGUUCGCUUUACUAGUUGGGAUUGCUGGGGGCGUGCCGAGUAAGGAGGACAUUCGCCUUGGAGACGUGGUGGUAGGCCUCCCAAAUGAAGCACGGCCUGGCGUUAUCCAAUACGACCUUGGGAAGGAGAUGGCCAACGGUUGCUUCAUUCAUACUGGAACACUUCAGAGGCCUCCGCGAGUAUUACUGAGCGCAAUCAACGGCCUGCGAUCCGACCCAGAUUUCGCCGAUAACCCCCUCGAGGCCUAUUUAGCGACCGUGGCGCAAAGGGACCACAGCUAUCGCUUUCCAGGGAGAGAGAAGGAUGUCUUAUUUGGGCCUGACCGGGAGAAUGGUGGGCCUCAACAGGUUCAGCGGCGUGUCAGAAAUCAUGAAUCCCCGUAUAUUCACUAUGGCCUCAUUGCGUCUGGAAACCGCGUAGUGAAGAACGCGCUUUUCCGAGAUCGGCUAGCGAAGGCGCACAAUAUAUUGUGUUUUGAGAUGGAAGCGGCAGGGAUACUGAACGUCAUGCCCUGUCUUGUUAUUAGAGGAAUAUGCGACUAUUCAGAUUGCCACAAGCAUAAGUUGUGGCAAGAGUAUGCAGCAGCCGCGGCGGCGGCAUAUGCUAAAUGCCUUCUUUGUCGAGUGCGGGCCUACCAGAUGCCCUGUACGAACGUAACCGCAGUCCCUUACGAACCUUAUCAAUCCCCCAUCUCGACGCCGGCAAUUACUGCUGAUACAUCGGGCAUGCUGACCGAUAAACAUCUUGAAAUCAACGUCGUUUCAUGUGAUAUGCAUUGCCCGACAGCUGCUACGCAAGCGCUAAGGACUCGGAGAACCGCUGAAGAUAUAUUUCAUAAGGCACAGUCGUAUGCCGGCCGCAGCCAAUUAUGGGCUCCCAUCCCGGCAGACGUUACGCCUCUAAUGGCAGCGUUCAAAGAAUGGGCCGAGCACAGGGGGCCGGAUACUUUGGUAGUCGAGCCGGAGGGCUGGCGUGCGGCCGGGCGAGCUGAAUCAUUUGCGUUUGAGGCGACUCGGUUCCUCAGACAUCACGCCCAGCCGACAGUUUGGGCUUUUUGGCCUGAAUACGAAGAGCCGCUAACAACGCAAGAUAUCGUCCAUUGCCUCGCAGAGCAGACCCAACGUAUGUCAGUACGAGAGGAUCUGGCCAUUCUAGUCGCCGAGAAUCCCCCUCAGUAUAAUCUGUUGCGAAUCACCGAACGCAUGGAUCGAUGCUUUCUUGUCGUACAGGUCAAAGACCGUUCUCUGGCUACUUCGCUGCUGGAAACCCUCAAUGUAGCUUUCAGACAGCGCAAUCGAAUUGUCAAGCUUCUUCUAAUCAGCUACUGGCCCGAUGUAUCCGCUAUUUGUCGAGGUCUUCCACGGGCCAAAGUCCAGAGAUUGAGUCCUCCAUUGCCUGCACACAAAAUGAAAAGGCCGACCCGUCGGUGGUGGGAGAUAAUCCAGCCCCGUCUAUAA